This is a messenger RNA of Panonychus citri (citrus red mite), 435 nucleotides long. RefSeq lists its product as uncharacterized. The coding region runs from base 1 to 435 and encodes 144 amino acids. The transcript is spliced from 2 exons. The record is from RefSeq and is a predicted model, not a curated record. NCBI's taxonomy places the organism in Eukaryota, Metazoa, Arthropoda, Arachnida, Trombidiformes, Tetranychidae.
AUGUCUCGUUUUGUUGAACAAAUUUUUGGUUGGAACAUUUUACCUGAAGAAUUAAAAUCAAUCAAAUUGCAACAAUUGGUUGAUUUGUCUCGUACUUUAGAUCGAUGGAUAAGUGAAAUAGUUCUCUCCGAAUAUGAGAAAUCUAAUCAGAAAACCAAUAAAUCAUCAGGUUUUCGUGCUAAGAAACCACAACCACAACCAAAACAAUCAUCUUCUGCAUCACACAAUACUAAUUAUAACACCAAUUACGAAGAAGAGGAAGAAGAAGAAGGAGAUCGAAACAACGAUCAAUUGGAUUGGAAUAGUGAAGAAACUGGAAUAGUUCAAGGCGAUCCAUGGGAUUAUCCAGACUGGAAUAUAAGUGCCACUUCGGAUAAUAAUCUUUCUCAGUCACCUGAAAUCCUCUCUGACCCAGACGAUCUUCGAUGGGAUUAA